AUGUCGGAACUUUCAGCUGAAGAAAAGAGAAAGCUUCUCCGUGAGAGAAGACAAGCGAAAAUGGCCCAGGGAAAGGCCACGGACCGUCUUAAUAAUAUCUUGUCGCAGGGCUCCUCUGUAAAGUCGUCCAACGUUACAUCAGUGCUCGAUAAGCCUGAAAAGGCCACUACUACGGUGAUGGAUCUUCCUUCUAGAGAGACACAGUCACCCACGCCACUCCACGAUGAUCCUGAAGUGCCGGAUAUCACUUCUCUCUUGAAAGAAAAGGAGAACGAGGCUCCCGACAUGGAGGCCAUGCUCCAACAAAUUCUUGGUGGCUCUGGCGCCCAUACAGGCCCAGGAAACGAUGGUGGUGCCAAUUUCCUCCAAGAAAUGAUGAAGGCGAUGGCUGAAGAUCCUAGCGGAGGGUCUACGGCGGAGGAAUCGUCGUACCAGAGCCAGUUAUCGCAGUACCAUGCCUACGAACAGAAGCAGUGGAAGGCCCGGUUCCUCGUUGUGAGAUGGAUCAUACACACGUUGAACUUUGUGUACCAUUACAUUGCGAGUGGCUACAAACUUCUGGCUUCGCCAUAUGCCUUUGUGCGUGCACAGGCUGUCGACAGCCAUGUGAGAACAUUUUUCACGGCAUUUCUUACCGUCGAGGUUGCAGUGAUUUCCGCCUAUUUCCUUGUGAUGUCGCAACCCAAGUUCAAGGAUUUUUCGCGGGAGAAUCUUGUGUCUCGUAUUUUGUCGAUGGCCAGUGCAGUAGUCCCUGCUGUGGGCCGCUACCAACCUUUGGUGACUCGUGCACUUGUCUACUGGAAUGGUGCAAGCAUAUUCGUGGGCGACCUUAUGCUUAUGGUGUUCUACUUUGGUAUCACGAGCGUGCUUGGGAAUUGA
Clavispora lusitaniae ATCC 42720 is the source of this 879-nucleotide messenger RNA. RefSeq names its product GET complex subunit. Lineage: Eukaryota; Fungi; Ascomycota; Pichiomycetes; Serinales; Metschnikowiaceae. The record is from RefSeq and is a predicted model, not a curated record. Gene Ontology annotation, cellular component: GET complex. Gene Ontology annotation, biological process: retrograde vesicle-mediated transport, Golgi to endoplasmic reticulum; protein insertion into ER membrane.